CUUGAGGGAGAAGGGCACGUGUGACUCCCAGACCGGUCAGUGCCUCAAGUGUACUGGAAACACUGCUGGCUGGCACUGUGAGCGCUGCAAGGAGAACUACUAUGGGGAUGCCAGCAGGGGUCAGUGCCUUCCCUGUGGGUGCCAUGGACGAGGCUCCCUCUCAGCUACUUGUGACCCCCAAACAGGACAGUGCCAGUGCCGCAACCUCUUCACAGGCAGACAGUGUGACCGCUGCAAGAGAGGUCAUGGUGGAGUGACUGAGGGCUGUCCAAGGUGCAGUUGUGACCCUGAGGGAUCCACCAGCCAGAUCUGUGACCCCUUCACUGGCCAGUGUCCUUGCAAGUCAGGUGUGACAGGGAAGACUUGUUCCCAGUGCCUCUUGAACCACUAUGGGUCCCUUGACACUGGAUGCUCUCGGUGUGCGUGUAAUGAGUUGGGGUCGACGAGCAGCAGCUGUGACAUCGUGAGCGGCAGGUGUCUGUGUAAGAACAACGUGGUUGGGCGAGCCUGCGACAAGUGCAGGGAUGGAUACUGGGGCCUAUCAUCGGGCUCCGGCUGUCGUCCCUGUGAGUGUGAUCGCCGGGGCAGCAUCAGCCCUCAGUGCGAUGACGCCACAGGCCAGUGUCGCUGUCGGCCGGGCGUCGGGGGUCCUCGCUGCGACGCCUGUCUGCCCGGGUACUGGGGAUUCUCCAGGCAGGGAUGCAAACGCUGUGACCCCUGUGGUAUUCCCGGCCGCUUCUGUGACCCCAACUCUGGCCGCUGCAUCUGCCCCGCCAACACUGAGGGGGACCGCUGUGAGAGGUGCUCCCCGGGCUCCUGGGACUACGACGCCUCCAGGGGCUGCAAGCUCUGCAACUGCUCAGGCGUGGGAGCGUUGAGUCGUCAGUGUGACGCGCGCACCGGCCACUGUACCUGCAAGGAGGGGUACGAGGGGGAGCACUGCGGUAGAUGCAGCUACGGGUACUACGGCUUUCCGGUGUGCAGCCCGUGCAAGUGUUUCGAGAGCGGCACCAACCCGCAGAACUGUGAUGGCCAAGGUCGAUGCCAGUGUGACGAGCGUGGACAGUGCCCGUGCAAGGCCAAUGUGGUGGGUCGCAGGUGUGGUAAGUGUAAGGGCGGCACGUUUGGUCUUUCGGUAGACAACCCCUUGGGGUGUACCAGUUGCUACUGCUUCAGGAGGACCACCCAGUGCACUCAGGCAGACCUCACAUGGUCCCAGCUGAGGUUGCUGGAGCGCCGAGUUCUGAGUGUGGAGUUCCGUCGCCAAGUGUCAGGAGAGAGACCAGUCCGUCCACCUAUAGUCGUAGUUCGGCCUUGGAACACCCAGGAGAUAUGUUUUAUCAAUUUAGCACUUCCUGGGGAGAGAAUCCUCAGCUUUGGCUCAGGAGAGACGCGCCUCAAUGUAACCAAUCAGCUUCAUGUCAUCCCGGGAACAGAAGGAAACGUGUCCAUUGCCUCCUCGCUGUUGUUUGAUGCCCCACUGUACUGGCAGCUUCCCAGGGAAUUCAUGAGAGACAAGGUCAAGUCUUACAAUGGUUACCUCAGAUUCAGGACAGAGAGCAAUGGUGGCAGGAGGGUUUUCCCUGAACAGAUCCUACAGACCUAUCCACUUGUCUCUCUGCAAGGCAACUGGCAGCUGGUGCUUGAGUAUUACCCACCCACCUUAUCUCCUGAUGGCCGCUAUGAAGUAAAGUUACAUGAGGAUCACUGGCAUCUCAAGAAUGAUCCAAGGCGUGUGACUCGAGAAAUGAUGAUGAUUGCACUCCAGAACAUCCAGCACCUGCUCAUCCGUGCCACACAUGCCUCGGAUGCAACCUCUGCCACACUGCAAGAUGUUGCCAUGGACAUUGCGGCCGAGGGGUCUCCCAUGUCCUCUCGCGUGGCACUGGGCGUGGAGCAGUGCAUCUGUCCCACAAGCUACUCGGGAACCUCCUGUCAGAAUCCCAAUGUUGGUCAUUACCGUUGGUACAAGAAGGACUAUAUUGUGUCAACCAUAAUUAUUGACCUGGUGGGCGAGGCACGGCGCUGCGAGUGUAACGGACGCUCAGAGACUUGCGACUCAGAGACAGGAGUGUGCCAGAACUGCAGAGAUAACACAAUGGGUCCGAACUGUGAGGUUUGUGUCACUGGCUAUUAUGGUAAUCCUGACCUGGGUCCCUGCAAACCAUGUGCCUGCCCCACUCGCUUACAAAACUUUGCUGAGACCUGCCAGGCCGACCGCUAUGCCGAAUACGUCUGCAACUGUCGGGUUGGCUACACUGGGAACAGAUGUAACAGGUGUGCAUAUGGGUACUAUGGAAACCCCUCACAGCCAGGAGGGUCAUGUGUGCCUUGCAACUGUGACCCAUUUGGCAGUGUGCAUGAGGGUUGUGACAAUCAGGGCCAGUGCACCUGUAAGGAAGGCAUCCAAGGCAGAGACUGCUCCCAGUGUGCUCCACGACACAUCACCUCUGCCACUGGCUGCCAGUCAUGUGUAGAUGGAUGUGUUGAUGUUCUUCUUGAUGAGGUGGAGGAGAUGAUUGAGGCAGCCACUUCUGUUGAUGUAACAGGCAUCAUUCCUGCCCCGUGGUCAUCACUUCGAGAGAUUCACAACAUCACCAAGGUUUUACGAUACCAACUGAACCGUUACCACAGCAGUGUUAACACAUCCCAGAAGCUGAUUGUAGAUUUCAACCUUGAUUACAUUGCCCGAGACCACUUGAGAAAGGCCAAGGCACUGCUGGACAUUGCCAGGAUGACAUUCCCUCCAAUAGCCACACUCAAGUCUGAUGCUCAGGGUGUCCUUGACUUACUGAACAGCUUGUAUAUCCAAAUUGAUGAGACCAUUGCAUACCUCAAGAAUUAUGCCAUAGGGGAGACACCAAACAUUUCAAUAGGAGUUGCCCUGGAGGAGGCUGAGAUGAUCCUCAAACAGAUUCAGAUGAGGAACUUUACUCUGGUGAAGAUUGGUGCUGAUGCUGAGCUGAGAAAAGCUGAAUUGUUGCUUGAGAGAAUAAAGAAGAUGGAUCAGACCAAUCCUCUCAUCCAGGACAUCAACUUUCGGGUCGGUGACUAUGAGAGUAAACUGAAGGAAAUGCGGGAAAGGAUACGAGUCUCCAACCUUAAGAUAGACCAGACUGGGCUGCUGAUGAAGGGCAAUACUCAACGGCUGCAGCGCCUCAUCAAUUACUCUGACCGGAUCAGGAACUCCCAGGUCAUCAUUCAGGAUCAGAACUUCAACUCCACCCAGCUGCUGAGGGAUGCUGCUCGCUACCUUAACAAUAUGGGAGUUAAUUACAAUGUCAUUGAGAGGCUGCUGCUGAAGUUGAGGAACAACUCCUCCUUCAUAUCAGAGUAUGAGGCUCAGCUGCGAAGGGACAACCUUGAGUAUCGAGAGAGAUACGUCAAGCGUGCUCAUGACCACGCCAUGAAUCUCAUGCGGGAAUCCAUCCGCUUGGAAAGCUUGUUCAAUAAAACAAGAGGCAUUGCUGUUGAUCCUCUGAAUGCUGCUGAAGCCUACAAGCGGAUUGUUGAUGCCCUUAAGAGUGCUGAGGAGGCUGCCCGCAAUGCCUCAUGGGCUGCUGAGAAGGCUUACAGAGUGGCUUAUCCAGAAGGGACAGAAUACUCUUUAGUACGGCAAGCCAUCCAGUCCCUGCAAACUUCUGAGGAACUCCAGUCCAAGGGCCGUGGCUUGAAAACUGUGGUAACACAACAGCUAACAACUCUCAACAAGCAGCAGCAGGCCCUAGGCAGCACCAGAGGCAUCCUGGACAUCACCAACAGCCGUGUCAAUGCUCUCCACACCCUCAUGGACAUUCAUUUCUCUACCAACAUCUCCUCAGGCAUACAGAGUGCAUUGACAAGGACAGAAGAGACUCGCAACAAUAUAGAAGGAACUAUUGAAAAAAUUACAUCCAUCCAAACCAACCUCACCAUCAUUAAGGAACAGGCCAGAGAGCUGAACCGAUUUGACAACUCUCUCCUUAACGAAAUUAGGGAAACAAUUUCCACUGCUAAGAGCCACACCACCAAGGGAGUCCGUCUUGCCAGCAAUAUGCAGAAGACUGUGGACAGAAUCGAAAACAAGAGUAAAGACUUGAGGGACAGGAUUGAAGCCCUUAAGAGGAAGAUAAAGCAGACGAGACAGUAUGCUUCCUCUAUCCGAGUGUCUCUGACAACGGAUGCUGCAGGAGUGUGCACAAGGAAAUACCAUCCCACGCUGCAUCCCUCCACCACCACCACCAUCAUGCUCAGCUAUGCCGUCAGCACAACAGAGACUGAUGCUCUUCUCCUCUAUAUUGGCUCUCAUAAUACUAGUGACUUUAUGGCAGUGGAGAUGGUGAAUCGCAGAAUUGAGUUUGUGUGGGAUGCUGGCGGGGGAAUGCAGCGCAUCACGCACCCCCUCACCCUCCUCACCAACACUGAAGAUGUCUCAGACGACACAAGAUGGUACCACAUCACAGUGAACCGUGUCGGCAACAUUGGCCAGCUGUCUGUGGUGCCGUCCAAUUCUAAGGGUCGGUCUGGCAUGCUGCAGCCACCAGUCAGUGAUGCCUCACCUCCAGGAUUUAGCAAGAUGGAUCUCUUGCCAUCAGACACAGUUUGGGUUGGUGGAGCACCCCUAAGGGCUCACAGAGUGCUCAAAACCAGAAAAUUCUCUGGCUGCCUCCAUACACUCUCCAUUGAUGGAGAGAACAUUGGUCUCUGGAACUUUACUGAAUCUGAGGGUUGUGGAGCAUGUAAUGAAGGGGAAGAGUUGGUGCUGAGGCACAGAGAUGAGAUAGCAGUCGGCUUCAAUGGUAAAGGUUACUUCAAGGGUAGCAAUAGGUACCAACGACCCAAACCUUACUACAAUACUGUGUUGUCCUUCAAGACCCUGGAUGAAGAUGCUCUCCUCUUCCUGGCAGUGAAUGAUGUGAAGAAUCAGUACUUCAGUGUUGCACUUGAGAAUGGCCAUGUGGUCUUCACAGUCCAGUUUGAUGCCCAAACACGACUUAUGAUGACAUCAAGUCGUCGCCACAGCAACAGGGACAUGAUACAAGUCCAGGCCACUGUGUCUAAUGGUGCCAUAGAUGGUGCUCGCAUGGGCCGGCUGGUGGUGGGUGACGAAGAUCAGCUGGGCACUGUCAAAGGUGGCCCAGAUCUUGACCUCUCCAGAGUUUCUUAUUACUUUGGAGGUGUUGACCCUGAGUUUGACAGAAAGAAAUGGGGCAGUGCACUGGUGCUGCGGUCAUUGUUGGGCUGCAUGUCUGGCCUCUCCGUGAUGGAUAAGGGCAGGAACCCACUCACAGAUGGCCAGAAUUAUGGCAUACAGAGCUCCUGUGUUGACAAGCCUCUGUACGAUGUUGGGUUCCUUGGCCAAGGUUUUGUGGAGCUUCCAUCACACAUCCUCAAGAGAGACUCCAGCUUUGGCUUCACGUUCCAGACCAUGGAGUCAGAUGCUCUACUUAUGGUGUCCACUUUCAUUGGCCAGGAUAAUGAAACAGAGGCAGACGGGCCCAGCACAACCACCACCACCACCACCACACCCACUCCACUGCCGCCUGGAGGAGAACACCCACCUGAUUUCUAUUCAGUGUCCCUAGUUGAGGGUCAUUUGGAUAUAAGAAUAAAUGGGGGUGGACAGAGUCAUAGGAUGAUGUCUCCUGCCAAAUAUAAUGAUGGUCAUCUCCAUGCCUUCUUUGUGAUAAAGGAGAGGCAAAGAGUGACACUGAAGGUGGAUGAUGCUGAGGUGAAAACAGCAAGGCUGGACCGCAGCAGUCAAGUAGUGGUUGGACCCGACACAGGAGGACUGUACUUUGGAGGUGUACCAGAGAACCUUGAUGUUGUGAGCAUGGUGGGCACAUCUCGGCCACUGAAGGGCUGUGUGCGGGAUAUAAUUGUCAACAACAAAGUUGUGUCCUUCUUGAAUCCAGUGAGGUUCAAGGAGGUGUUUAUUGGGCGGUGUGCAGACUUGCCAGCCACCGCCAUGCAGGGGAUGGAGGCGGACAUGAAGGUGGCAGACUCAUGCUUGCCGCCAACACAACACACAGUGGAGUACAAAGCUCUCAAGUUUGGGGACCAGAUCAACUCUCAUGUGAGGAUCCCACUGCAGUCCACAACUUUCAAGAAAAACUUUGAUGUGUCCUUUGAGUUCAGGACUUAUUAUCCUAAUGGACUUUUCUUCAUUGCCUCUAACACAAGAAGGAAGCGUGUACAGUCUAUCUCAGUGCAGCUACACAACAGUCGAGUGAAGGUGUCCAUGAGGAAGGAUAGCAAGAAGGGGUCCAAGGUGGUGGAGGCAAUCUCAGAUCCAGGACUCAACACUGGACAGUGGACCAAGGUGAGGGUGGAGAAGACAAAGAAGCGCAUCAACCUGUACAUUGACAACAAGAUGGUGAAGCAGGUGAAGGGCCCACGCAAGGUGAAUGUGGGGCGGGAGCUGUUCCUGGGUGGCCUGCCCUCAGGGGUGGCAGCAGCAAGAGUGGACGGCUGGCAGGAGGUGGAGCCACUGCGAGGGUGUCUGAGGAACCUGAAUAUCAAUGGGGAGGAGUAUGAGAUUCCCAGCUCAAGGCAGCGGGAGCAGGUGGUAGGAGUGGGGCAGUGCUUCGCCAGUGUGCAGCCCGGCUCAUACUUCCCUGGUGAUGCCUAUGCUAUUUAUAGUGACGACUUCAAUGUAGGUCUCAUGCUGGAGCUGAGGCUGGAAUUCCGCACCUGGGAGCUGAACGGCAUCAUCCUGAGUGUGGCAGACCCCCGAGGCACCUCCCUCUCCCUUGAGCUCAUCAAUGGAGCAGUGGUGCUGAGUGUUGACAUGGGUGUGGGCCACUCAUUCAGUGCACGAGUUGGUCUCAGAAACAGAUUCAGCUUCUGUGACAACAUGUGGCACACUGUCAAAGCAAGCUACAUCAAAGACUCACUUGCACUGCGAGUAGACAACCAUCAGGAGGCAUAUGGCUUCAAUGGCUCAGGAGACCAUGAGGGAGCGAUCACAGGGGCUGAGCUCUUCAUUGGGGGCUUGCCAGACAUGGCCCUACAGGGAACCCUCACCACUCGGGAGAACUUCAAGGGCUGCAUCCGCAACAUUGUGCUGAACAGCGAGAGGCGGGACUGGACAGACAUGUUCAAGCUGCAGAAUGUCCUGCUGAGUGCAUGCCCUGUACAGUGAUGUGGAAGACUGAUGGAGCUUUAACCUGCUGACCAGUCCGUCUUGGUCAAAGCAAGAUGUAAAAAUUUAUUAUUUAAUAAGAGUAGUUGCAUAGAGCUGUAAGAAAGCUGUUCAGAAGUAAGUUUAUUCGAGUCCCAGAUUUAAGGAAACUUUAAUAGGAAUUUGUACUGCGUGAUGUAAAGAUUCUUGCGUUUCCUGCAGGACUGUACAUAUUUCUCACCUGCAAAACUUUGCCAUGUGCAAAAAAGUUAAUUGCCUCAUGUUCUAACAUGUGUAAGUCAUAGAUGUGCAAGUCAUAGGCUAAUCAGGUUCUUAUCUCCUCACUGCCACCAAACUUAGUAUAAGUUGGCAUCAGUGCCCCACACACCUGGGUCUUGUGCUCCAUGUUGCCAUCACAUCCUGGAUGCCCUCCUUUAAAAAUUAGACAGACUAACUUAUCCAGCAAAACUUAUUACCCUUCAGUAAUAAGUUCUACCAACUUUAGGUAAAUUUCACAAUAUUAAUUACCCUAGUAAUUUGCAAAUAACUAACCCACAGCAGGCAAUGGCAGGGCUGCAUUUCACUUGUGUAGUGUAUAGAUGGCAUCAAUUCAUAAUGAUGAGGUUUUUUCAUUUAGGUUAUUCCUUGGGUUUUUUUUUUUUUAUGAAAGGUACUGUUAUUUGUUUAGUACAAAUUAAAUAAUUUAAGGAAAAUUUUUACUCAGCCUAGGAGCAGACUAAUUGCUACAAGCACCAUGAAGAAUGUUAGUGUAUCUUAUUUUAAACUAGGUUUGCUCAUAAAUUUGGCCUUAAUAUUUAUUAUAUAUAACAUUAAGGAUGCCUCUGUAUAAUAUAAAGGUGAAUGUAUG
Molecule: messenger RNA, 7970 nt
Organism: Scylla paramamosain (green mud crab)
Lineage: Eukaryota; Metazoa; Arthropoda; Malacostraca; Decapoda; Portunidae
Gene: wb
Product: laminin subunit alpha-1-like
Exons: 48
Coding region: 1508-7123 (1871 amino acids)
Biological process (GO): regulation of cell migration; regulation of cell adhesion; regulation of embryonic development
Molecular function (GO): signaling receptor binding
Source: RefSeq, a predicted model, not a curated record